Fusarium redolens is the source of this 915-nucleotide messenger RNA. RefSeq lists its product as uncharacterized. The coding region runs from base 1 to 915 and encodes 304 amino acids. The transcript is spliced from 5 exons. The record is from RefSeq and is a predicted model, not a curated record. NCBI's taxonomy places the organism in Eukaryota, Fungi, Ascomycota, Sordariomycetes, Hypocreales, Nectriaceae.
AUGUGUAAUCGGGAGAACUUUAAUGCACUCGGACAUUUAGCCCGCAAGUUUGGCUUAACCGACACCUGUGAAUGUGAUGCAAAGUCUUUCUUAUCAUUUCCUUAUAUCGAGUAUCAUCCUUUGUCCCGCAAACAGGCAGAGAUACAACGACGAACCAAAGCUUUAGAGAAUGGAAUUCGUAUCACGAAGUGGAAUCUUGGGCUCCCGGACAACAGGUCCAUCUCUGCUGACGAUGCUGACCCAGGUUCUUCAAUGUUUAUCGAUACAGUUGAGCGCUCUGUCUCAAGUCGCGCGCCUGACCUCGAUGUGAUGAUCAGUCCUGCUCCGACUGCAGAUACUUACUGUUUGGCCCCUGAGUUUGAAGCAUUGCUAGAUGAGCUUCAAAAUUCUGGAAGGAUCAUAAAGCGUACGAAAUUUUAUCAUAUCAGUACGGCUGCAGACCCGAAGCAGCAAAGAGAUAACGAAAUCAUCAUGGCGCGCCAUUUCAAACAGUACGAGGAUCCCGAUUUAUCUGGCACUAUCCGAGAACUCGACCCCAAGAACAACGUCUGCAGUUUCUUUCUUCGCCGCGAGUACAAGGAAAGAUACAAAUACAACUUCAACGAGCUCGAAGCUGAUAACUUCCACGACUGGCACUGGCUGCCUCUCCUUAGGCAAGGGGACACUCUAGCCGGUGCCAUAGAGGUCCUUUGCAUAAGUGACCAAAAGGUGCGCGGUAUGAUUCACAACGUCAAAGAUCCCAUCUUUGAAGAUCGCGCUGCACUAUUGAAAGCGCUGGUUUCCGCAUCUUGGCAUGGCGAUCAUGCAAUGUGGAUGGGGUUGUGCCCUUACGGUUGGAUCGACAUGGCUUCUGGAUUUCUGGCGUACCCGUCCAUAAACAACGCUAGAGAUGCCUCCCUUCCUUUCAACUUUUAA